Kickxella alabastrina is the source of this 1298-nucleotide messenger RNA. RefSeq lists its product as uncharacterized. NCBI's taxonomy places the organism in Eukaryota, Fungi, Kickxellomycota, Kickxellomycetes, Kickxellales, Kickxellaceae. The coding region runs from base 75 to 1148 and encodes 357 amino acids. The transcript has 2 exons. The record is from RefSeq and is a predicted model, not a curated record.
AUUUCCAUUGUCAUUAACAAACCACACAUCAAAAACCACAUUAUUAUUACAUUAUUUUUACUUAUUAAACCGCAAUGGACUAUUUGAAUUGCAUAAACCACGACCACUUUUCGCCUGAAUUCAGCGAGUCACUGAGCGACCUUCUUAGCCACGGCCACGUCCUAUCGUGCAUCGAGCGCGCAGUCAAGACCAACAGCUACUGCGAGCAAACAAAAUACUGCUCAGUAGCAUAUGAAGUGCGUGUAAACACAGUCGAAGUCGACGGCCACUGGUACCACCGAUGCCUGACCGAAUCAAACCACCACAACUGGAACUGGCAAAAACAGCGCAUAUACAAAAACAACAUAUUCCCAAGCGCACCCAUUGAUUACGCCAGCGCCCAAGGGAAAAGCUCCCUAGGUCCAAUCAAAUAUUUAGUGGCCCGGCGGAUCCGCGCCAUACUGUUUAACCUGGCAUAUGUCGGCUGGGUUCCCAAUGUGCGUGCAGAGUACUACAAGGAGAUUGUGGCGCGGCAGAGGCUCGCGCAAAUGGAGCUUCCUGCUGUGAGCGCUUAUCUUGGGUGCGUUAUUGAAAAUGGGUUUAUUAUUGGUGUUGCUGUUGCUCGAUACUGGUGUUCGCUCGAGCGAGCGUUGGGCGGGAACAUCUCGUGCACUAAUAUGGACACUCGGGACCUUGUUGCCAGUAUAUCUACCAUGCAAAAAGGGGGACUAAUCAAGGCACCUGUGCUACCAUCGUCAGUUGUGCUGGACAAAUAUGGCCGGCUGAUUUUGGUCAGUGUGGAAUGCAUAUUUUCAGCUGACUGGUGUGGCGGAACCAAGCCGUGGGCAGAAGCAAUGGAUUGCAUCGAUGAUCAUUUGGAAAUGGCUAAGAGACACCCAUUGGGGCUUGUAUUUGCACGUAUUUGUGCCACAGUGCGGACAUUGGGACAAGCCAAGCUGCCGACAAGUAUGCGGCCAAACACUUUGACCAGGGGCCGCAGAAUGUGGGACCAGCGUCAGCAAGUGCAGAUUUUGCUAACAAGCUGCAACAGACAUGUUUGCAAGCACAGCGCCUUAAAAAACUCAAUUCACUCGACGCGGCCGCAGAAUACGCAUACCCUGUGGGUUUCUGAAAGCCAUUGUAGUGUUUAUAAUAAAACAAAUAUAUAAGAACUAAAAUAAUAAGGGGUUUUUACUUUUAAAACCUCGUCCAAGUAGUUUAAUAAAAUAAUUCAGUUAUCGAAAUUAGCGAUAGCUUCAAUAAUUUAUUUGUUUAUUAUGCAAACAUUUAAUAAACAACCAAAUAAGGGACAUCAAAAA